Penicillium salamii is the source of this 7989-nucleotide messenger RNA. The record is from the annotation of a GenBank genome assembly. Lineage: Eukaryota; Fungi; Ascomycota; Eurotiomycetes; Eurotiales; Aspergillaceae.
AUGCCCUGGCGGCCGCUACCUCGCAUCGCAUUCGCUGUCGCUAUAUACCCCUUCAAUCCCUCCUCCCCCGCGGACCUACCAUUGGAGCUCGGCGAUGAAUUGUACAUAAUUGAACAAGGCGGCACCGAUGGCGAAUGGUGUCGCGGAUAUCUUGUCGCACCGCCCUCGCUGUUGGCAGGCCUGUCCAGCACCAAAGGACAAACCCUCGAGGCUCGCGUGUUCUCAGGUAUCUUCCCGCGGAACUGCGUAGAGAUUCGGGAAGUACUGGGCGAUGGCGAUGGAUAUAAAGCCUUGCUAAAUGGGGAUCGCAAAAGCAUUGAUCGUCUGACCCUGUCUGGCUCAGACGGAGAGUUCCUGGCGCGAAACAGCUUUGCCCUGUCCGGUGAUUUUCAGGGUGAAGUGUCGGAUGUUAUUUUUGCGAAAAAGGGCAAACCCGCUCAGAUUGUGAUUCACAAGACUGAGGACCCCGCUCUGUCAAGUCCGCGCUCGGUGCAGACAUGGCGGACGGGCUCCAUUCCUCAUACCCCGGUCUCGUUUGCUCCCCGCGACCCUGAUGCGCCAAAGCCUGCGGCUCCUGUCCCAAUGCUUAAAAUCGGCGACGAAACGCCCACAUCCUUGACGGAACCACUGGUUGAUGAGAUCGCAUCAUGUCUGCGUGAAUGGCAUUCGACGAAUCUACAUGAAUUGCUGCUGGACCAGAAGUAUGAUGUUUUGGAAAAUAUGACAAACAUGGUGCAGGAGUUGGACUUUGCGAGACGACAGCUAUUACACAAUGUUCUCACUGGAAAGGAGAAGGAGGCAUUGCGGAACGAAACCGUGUGGAAACUCGUCAAGGCAAACAAGAUGCUCAGCGGAAACGUGAUUGUACGAGAUCCAGAACAGCGGGGUCGUCUGCUCACGGGAGAUGACUCUGGAAUCCAACUGGCAAAGCUGCAGUCAGAGAUGAGCAUGCUUGAAUCCAGUCCUGUCACCACCUCCGAUGCUACGGCCCUUCACCACUUGCUUCUUGAGAUCAACGCGGUAUCAGGAAAUUCCCCGGGCCCCACGACUAUCGCAAUUCAAUUAUAUUCACAGACAGAUGCUGGUGUGUUUGGUCCUUUGUCCGAGGCCUUCAGCCUGGACAUCCCAUCGCCGGAUAAAUUCAUCAACAUGAGCCAAAGCAGCAAGUUGAAAACGCUCUUCACCGAAUUGGCUGCUACGGAUAUUGGCGACGGGUCCGCCAACGGGCGACAGCUCUAUCUUGUGGUUUGGGUUCGCGCCUCAGAGACACGCUCUGCACCCGACACCACACCUGUGUCAAGACCAUCUGUUUCACGAGAGAGUCCAACUCCAGUGAAGCCUCCAGCAAAUGGUGGUAUUCAACCCUCUGCCAAAGGCAGCCUCAGAACGCGGCGGAGCAUGAUGUGGACCCCUAAGCAGCGUGGGCCAAGCUUGGAUAAUCCAGCCAGGCCAAAUGGCCAAGGUAUUCCACGAUCCUCGAGCAGCUCCUCUAGUUUCAAGGAACCAGUUGCCCCUCAACCUGCUCCAACAAAGGAGACAUCUGCAAUCCGCACUGUCGGCGUGGGAGUCUUUGAGAUCUCUCAGAUCCUCCGACAGGAGCGAGAUGGGGAGCAGGUGAUCAAUAUUUGGUCACCUCGCCGAGAGGGCGAAGAAGGGGAUGGGCUGACAGAAGGCUUUGACAAGUUGGUUCGGACUUUGCUGCCUAGUCCUACAGGACGUUAUGUACGCGCUGAUCAUGCUGCCCGCCUUCACCUUCACCUUCGUCCCUUCGUCAGUUCUGACCCAGAUGCUUUGAUCCGCCAAAACCCUACCAUAUUGCAUGAUGUUGUUCAAACACAGCGCAUCGGAUUCUCAAAAGCGCCCACGCGUCCAAGGUCAGAUAUCUACGUGACACUCUCCCAAGCUGUGUUCCCGACAGACGCUCUCCUGUCUCACCCGCAAGCCGGUCAACUUCCUCUGCAGGUCACUUCGGGCCUCAAUAACCUCCAACUUACCCUUGAGGUGCGUGAUGCCCAAGGAGCGCGGGUUGAUCGCUGUGUUUUCCCUUCUUCGGCCAACACAUCGAAUACGGCAUGGCGAACUACGGUCACUCAGCGGGGCUCACCGUGGAACCAGACCAUCCGCCUCAAGAUUCCCACAGAGAAAAUUCCUGGGUCUCACAUGGUAAUGAGUGUCGCAGAUGCGCCAGAUUUCCCUUUUGCACUCGCUUGGAUGCCCCUCUGGGACCAGCAAGCUUUCAUCAAGGACGGCCCCCACUCCCUCUUAUUGCAUGCGUAUGACAAGCAAACUUCUAGCAUUGAGAAUGGGAAGGGUGCCUACUUGAACCUUCCCUGGAGUUCCCUCGGCAAGAAUGAAUCUGCAAAGGACGAGGCCUUGACUGGUCCUCUGGCCACACUACAGCUGGAAACUCACCUCUGCAGCACUGAGUACUCCCAAGACCAAGUGAUCCUCAGUCUGCUGAACUGGCGCGAGCGACCUGUCGAUGAGGUUUUGGAUACCCUCAAACGUUUGCUGUUUGUCCCCGAGAUCGAGAUUGUCAAACAAUUGAAUGGCGUCUUUGAUGCGCUGUUCGGAAUUUUGGUUGAGAAUGCCGGCAACGAAGAAUACGAAAACUUGAUUUUCAACAACCUGGUCACUGUUCUUGGAAUUGUUCACGACCGACGGUACAAUUUGGGGCCGCUCGUCGACAGCUACGCUGAUAGCCAGUUCAACUUCCCCUUCGUCACACCAUGCCUCAUCCGAAGCUACUUACGCCUCUUGAAUGGGGCGACGGAUGGCCAGCAAUCCCGAAGCCUACGUGCCGCCUUCAAAGUGGGACGUCAUCUGCUGAAGUUCAUCAUCAAGGCCCGUGAACAGCAAAAGGCGAAGGAAGAAGGCAUCGGCAUCACCAAUGUACAAUCGACAUUUAACAGAGAUAUGCAUACCAUCUUCAAGUCGAUGGAAACAUUGAUGAAGAAUACCUCGCCGGCUUUGGUGGGCAGCAAAACACUGGUUGUUCAGCACAUCCACACUUGGCUCCCCGAACUUUCCAAGGUCCUGAGCCGAGAUGAAAUGAUUAUGAUCGCAUUGAGCUUCAUGGAUUCAUGCAAAGACGUGACAGGCAUGUUGAUUCUUUAUAAGCUGGUUCUCAUUCAAAAUUAUACCCAAUUCGAGAUGUUCGCCUCAGGCGAAGAAAGAAAAACCCUCAUCAACAGCUGUAUUGGCUGGCUGGCACCAUACUGGGGCUCAACCCCUACCGUCUCGGAUCUGUAUCGCGAUCAGGUGCGCUUGAGCAAUUCCAUUGUGGCUCAAUUGCUCAGUCGGCCUGAUCCCCUACUUUAUGGUUUCAUGCCGAGCAUCGUUGCUUCUUACUGUGCCAUCUCUGCAGAGGGUGUUGAUGAGAGCGAGUAUCUGUCUUUGCUUUUCAGCAAGGCGUUCCCAUUCCAGAUGAAAACUGCAAAGACUCCUCAGAGAUUUGAUGAGUCCUUGGUCGAACUCUCUGCCCUCAUCGCUGCUAUAUCUAAGAUCACGAACCCUAAGCUUCCUUCGUUGAAUGAGCUUGAGUUGGCGACUUUUGUCGGGCAGACUUUCGAGGCUCACAAUUCAAUCUUGGACUGUGAAGCUUAUCCAGAGUCUUGGUUCAGCAUGCAUGUGUACAAUCACCGCGCCACCAUAAAAAGCCUUGAACAUAUUGCUCUGUUGUUAAUUGACAAGCUCCUCCCGGCACCAGAUGAUGCCGACACUUUCGAUACCAAGCUGUGGGAGUCGUUCUUCACCACCUUGCUCAAGGUUAUUUCUAGCGAUGUCCUUGCGCUGGAAACCUUCCCCGAGCAGAAGCGCCGGGCUGUGUGGAAAAUCGCCGGGGAUGUUCGCGAGCAAGGUGCUGAUCUGCUGCAGUCUACCUGGGAGGCCAUUGGCUGGGAGACCAGUGAUGAUGAGAGGGAGCGUUUCAAUCUUAAAAGAUUGGGUGGCUAUCAGGUCCAAUAUGUUCCAGGCUUGGUCCCUCCUAUCAUCGGCCUGUGUCUCAGUGUGCACGAAGGUUUGCGACAUGUUGCUGUUCAGAUUUUGCAAACGAUGAUUCUUAGUGAAUGGGAUCUGAACCAAGACAUCUCCAUCAUCGAGACGGAGAUAAUUUCCAGCCUAGAUACCCUCUUCAAAUCGACGCAGAUGAACGAGACUGUCAGCCAGAAGAUCUUCAUCACUGAACUACUGGAUCUCUUCGAGAGUGAGACAAUCUCAGAUGAUCUUUUGGCAAAUGCAGUGAGGAGUCUCGUUGGAACGGUCGAUGAACUCUUGGAUCUGUUGGUGGCUUCGCAAAGCGGAGUCUCUACCUCAUCUCUCCAGGCCCUGAAGUUGAUGGAAUAUAUGAAGGACAUGGGCCGUGAGGAUAUCUUCAUUCGCUACGUUCAUGAACUAGCCGAAGCCCAGGCUGCGGCAGGCAACUUCACCGAGGCCGGUCUUGCUCUUCAGUUCCAUGCCGACCUCUACGAGUGGGAUCUUACCAAGGUUCUGCCAGAGUUGCUUACCCCCACGUUCCCUGCCCAGAAUGCCUUUGACCGCAGAGAGGCACUGUACUUCUCCGUCAUUCAAAACUUCGAGAAUGCCAUGGCCUGGGCUCCUGCACUGACUUGCUACAAGGAACUCGCGGCACACUACGAGCACACGACCAUGGACUUUGCAAAACUCUCUCGAGCCCAAAGCUCGAUGGCUCGAAUCUACGAUUCCAUCGCCAAGGGCGGCAGACAGUUCCCGCGUUACUUCCGUGUCAUCUACAAAGGUCUCGGCUUCCCUCUCAGUCUGCGUGAUAAGGAGUUCGUCUUCGAGGCAGCGCCGACGGAACGCAUGGCUGCGUUUAUUGAUCGCAUGCAGCGCGAACACCCAAUCGCGCAGAUUAUGUCUUCGGGCGAGAUCCCUGAUUACGAAGGCCAAUUCCUGCAGAUCAGUGCCGUCAGCGCUUACCGUGACGUGUCUCAUCCUGUAUACCAGCGGUCCAAGGUGCCAUACUCUGUCCGUGAGCAUCUGUUGAUUUCAGAGCCUUUGCGGUUCUCCUCUACCUCGAGACGUCACACUGGCAGCUCGGAUGUGCGUGAGCAGUUUGUCGAGAAGUUCGUCUUCACUGUUUCGGAUGCCUUCCCCAAUAUCCUUCGUCGCAGCGAGAUUGUCUCUGCUCAAGAGAUUGCUUUGUCGCCUUUGCAGACGGCGAUUGAGCGGACGUGGCGCAAGACCCAGGAGCUUCAGCUUCUUGAGCGCCGCGCUGCUUCAGGUGAGGACUCCAGUCUGUCGAACUUGACAGAGGCCCUCGAGCAGCUUCUUGAGCACAGAUCCCCGUCAUCUAACUGCGUCGCCCUGUACCGCGUGUUCCUCUCCGAUGCGGAGAUAGCACGGAACAAACGUCUCGAGGAAGUGGACGAAGACGCCGAGGAUGUCGAAGAGUCCGAGCCCGAGCCCGUGGACCCAAUGGAGACCGCACUCUCUGUUGCCCUGGUCGAUCAUGCGCUGGCCAUCAAACACGCCUUAUCUCUUUACCAGCGUCCCGCUCACCAAGCCACCCAAGCCGAGCUCCUCCGACGAUUCGAGGACGUCUUCGAGCCCGAGUUGGGCUCCGUCGCCCCCGCCCCAGUCGAAUACUCAUCCCCAACACCAACCCAAACCGCCCGCCAAUCACCCGUCGGCGAUGCCCGCCGACUCCCCAUCCACCGCACCAUCAGCCCCGAACAAGACGUGAAUGGUCGCACCGCACACGCGCGCAAACGCUCCGAUCGACAAUCCGUCAGCCACCGCAUCAGCAUCAUCAACCCUUUCAAACGCCACGGUGGUUCCAACUCCAUCUUCACCAUCCAGCCGGAUAAGACCCAAACGUCCGGCGAAGAAGAGGUCGACGAUGACACGGCUACCAUCCACAGCCACACUACCAACCACUCUCGUGCCGGUCGCAGCGAAAAACGUCGCAGCUUCUUCGGUGAUAAAGGCUACAAGCACGGUUCCUCGCCGUCCGUCGCCCAAGAAUCCCAGACUUCCUUGAAGAUCCGCAACCCGUCCCAGGAUGCCUCGCACAAUGGUCGCAGUCGCGGCAGUUCGCAGCACCGACACCCGAGCACGGGUGAGCGAGCUCCUCCCAGCGCUAGUGGUGGGUGGUCGACACUCCCACCCACGCGUGAUUAUUCCCGACCUGCUACGCGCGACAGCAAUCCUGUGACGAUGACGACGACCAAUGGUACAGCACCUUUGUCGCCGGUCAGUAAUCACAGUUCUGGUAAUGGCGGUAUGCGGGACUCGGUGUUCCGUCGUUUCAGUCUACUCAAGGGGAAGGGGGUUGGGAGGAAAAAUAGCCGGAUGGAUAUCAAAUCCCUGCCGGAGGACAUACCGGGUAUGAGUACGGAGUACCAGUCUCAUAUAAUGUAUCAAGCAUAUAUAGUACUAUGUACUCGUAACCCAACUACAACCAAAGUGGCACUCGAGUUGCAAACAGGUCCGUGCAUUGAAAUGAGGUGUGGCAGUGCUGGGCUUGGCAUCGGAAUGCAGCCAACAAGCAUCGCCCAUCUGGCUCCAACUGGUGGAGUCAAAAGUGUGAUCAUCACAGACCCGAGAGCUACUCUGCUGUCCGAAGGCUGUGCCAACUUUCAAUUCCACGGAAACGUCCCUUCGUUACCAAACCCCAACUUCCGCUCCCAAUUCCGAAGCUUCAGCUUUGGUCCCCGUACAGCGACAAUGCCACGCAAUGGCUCUGUAGAUGAGCGCACUGGCCUCCUCCGUGGCUCAUUCUCCGGUCUUGCGCCUCAUGAGCAUGACGGUCCCCAUCGGCACCCCAAGGAUUCCCGUCUGUGGGUGCAGUGGCCGACGCAUGUCGUUCAUUUGACCUGGAAGACCCUGGUUCGAGACUAUGUCAAUCUACUCCUGAUUUGUGUCCCGCUGGGCAUCGUGGCUGGUGCCCUGGGCUGGGAUUCCACGGCAGUGUUCACACUGAAUUUCUUUGCCAUUAUUCCGUUGGCUUCCUUGCUGAGCUUUGCUACGGAGGAAUUGGCGGCGACCAUGGGUCAGGCCCUGGGUGGCCUGAUGAAUGCUACUUUUGGAAAUGCUGUCGAAUUGAUCGUCAGCAUCAUCGCAUUGAAGGAUAACCAGGUGCGCGUGGUACAGGCCAGCAUGCUUGGCAGUAUUUUGUCGAACAUUCUACUUGUGCUGGGCUGUUGUUUCUUCGUUGGUGGAUUGCGCUUCCGCGAACAGUCGUUUAACAGCACCGUGGCAUCGACCAUGUCCUCGCUCAUGGCCGUUGCGUCCGCCUCGCUGAUCAUCCCUGCUACCCUCUACGCCGCUAUUUCGAACAACAGCAACUCCGCACCGGGUGAUGAUGACAACCGUGCUGCUCAGCACAACAUUUUGAUUCUGUCUCACGGUACCUCGAUCAUUCUCCUUUUGAUCUACGUCAUGUACCUCUACUUCCAGCUGCGAUCCCACUCUGAUCUCUUUGAAGAGACAAACGGCAGCGAUGCCGAGACCGGUGCUGCGGAUGAAGAAGAGGAAGAAGAGGAAGAGCGCAUUCUCAGCCCCUGGGCUGCAACAGUUGCGCUGGUCGUCGUUACCAUUCUCGUCUCAAUCUGCGCGGACUACCUUGUCGGCAGCAUUGACAGCAUCGUCGAAAAGACCGGCAUGAGCAAGACCUUCAUUGGUCUGGUGUUGAUUCCCAUCGUCGGCAACGCUGCGGAGCAUGUGACUGCCGUGGUUGUUGCGUACAAGGACAAGAUGGAUCUGGCAAUUGGUGUUGCAAUUGGUAGCAGCUUGCAGAUUGCGCUCUUUGUCACUCCCUUCCUGGUCAUUCUGGGAUGGAUCAUCAACAUCCCAAUGACUUUGCACUUCCAAACUUUCGAGACAGUCGCCUUCUUCAUCUCUGGCUUGGUGGUUACACUGCUCAUUCAGGAUGGAAAAUCCAAUUAUCUGGAGGGCGGCAUGUGUCUCGGCAUGUAUAUUAUUCUUGCCCUGGCGUUCUACGUCUACCCCGAUAACGUGGUCAACUAA